This is a messenger RNA of Caenorhabditis briggsae, 834 nucleotides long. The annotation marks the transcript as partial. Lineage: Eukaryota; Metazoa; Nematoda; Chromadorea; Rhabditida; Rhabditidae. The transcript is spliced from 2 exons. The record is from RefSeq and is a predicted model, not a curated record.
UCCCCCUUUAAGGAUGAAGCAGUCUUCCGAUUCUCAAAUUGGUUCAAGAAAUUGGGUGACGAAGAUAAGGACAAGGAGGCAGAGGAGAAAGAGAAAGAACUCGCGGAAAUUGCCGAAACUAGAUUUCUGGAAAACAAGCAAAAAUUCCGAAGCUUGCUUAUCGAAAGGAAAUUCUCCGCAGAAGAAUGGACACUCAUGAAGCAAUUCCUUGACUACCCAGAGCUAGCAGCGAUCGUGGUCAAAAUGCGUCGAUCUCAAGGAGUUCCAGGACUCAGACAAAAUAGACGACGCUGCCUUACCUGUGAGGAAUCACUGGCAGGGAUGCCACUGACCGCACACAAAACAGAGAAUUGUUCCAUCCCAUAUGAAAGCCGAAUUCUGGUCAGUAAGCGACUGUUUGGACAGAGAAAAUGUUACGGAUGUGGACGAAUGAAGGAGGAUGGAAAUUGCAAUUGUAAGAGUGUGCCAUGUCGCAGAUGCUGGAGAUGGAACGUGCCAGAAUCAUUUCCACAUCUUCAAGUAAUGGGAACAUGUCAGAUGGUGUGGAAAAUCAGACAGGAGACCGGACACGUUCCUACUGAACACGAGAUCUCGGAUUAUACAAAGCGAAACGACAAGAUAGCUUCAAUAAUUCAACACAAGUUGGAAAAGUUUGUGGCAGAGACAGAAAGAGAACUUGUGGAUGCGGGAAGAGCGAGCAAUCAGAAAACGGAGGCCGAAUUGUGGUGGGUGGCCGAUAAGUAUAGGACGCUCGCUUUCAGCAUUCCCUGGCACGGUGCCAAGGGAUAUUUUCGAAAAAUUUCGAAACUUUUCGAAAGUCCAGAGACUAUAUAA